Serinus canaria (Common canary) is the source of this 11304-nucleotide messenger RNA. It is a transcript of the gene KLF5, whose product is annotated as KLF transcription factor 5. Gene Ontology annotation, molecular function: DNA-binding transcription factor activity, RNA polymerase II-specific; RNA polymerase II cis-regulatory region sequence-specific DNA binding. Gene Ontology annotation, biological process: regulation of transcription by RNA polymerase II. The transcript has 4 exons. The record is from RefSeq and is a predicted model, not a curated record. NCBI's taxonomy places the organism in Eukaryota, Metazoa, Chordata, Aves, Passeriformes, Fringillidae. Bases 16 to 1329 code for a protein of 437 amino acids.
CCCGCCGCCAGCCCCAUGGCCACCAGGGUGCUGACCAUGACCGCCCGCCUGGGGCCCGUGCAGCAGCCCGAGGAGCCGGUGUUCGCGCAGCUGAAGCCCGUGCUGGGAGCCCGGGAGGCAGCGAUCUUCCCCGGAGAGGACCUGAAGCAGCAGCCGCCGCCGCCGCAGCAGCAGCAACAGCACCCGGGGGGCGGCGGCGCGAACCUGCCGGCGGAGGAAAUGGUGCAGACGAGAUGUGAAAUGGAGAAAUACCUGGCACCUCAGCUCCCGCCCGUUCCCGUCAUCCCUGAACAUAAGAAAUACAGAAGAGACAGUGCCUCGGUUGUAGACCAGUUUUUCACUGACAGCGAAGGGUUGCCUUACAGCAUCAACAUGAACGUCUUCCUGCCCGACAUCAGCCACCUGAGAACUGGCUUGUACAAAUCUCAGCGACCCUGUGUAACCCACAUCAAGACAGAACCGUCUUCAGUCACCAUCUUCAGUCACCAGAAUGAAACUACUGCCCCUGCCCCUGCUCCCACUCAGGCCCUCCCAGAAUUUACCAGCAUCUUCAGCUCCCACCAAACCCCUGACGUGAACAACAUUUUCAUCAAGCAGGAGCUUCCUACUCCAGAUGUCCAUCUUUCCAUCACGCCCCAGCAAGGCCAGUUGUAUCAGCUCUUGAGCUCGCCGGAUUUAGACAUGCCCAGCGCCACUCCUCAGGCAGCUGUGAUGGACUCCCUCAACAACGUCUCCAUGCCCUCAGCCAUGGCGGGCCUUAACACGCUCUCCUCGGCUGUUCCACAGACUGCAAUGAAACAGUUCCAGGGCAUCCCCCCCUGUACCUACACCAUGCCAAACCAGUUUCUGCAGCAGCAGGCCACUUACUUCCCUCCUUCACCCCCAAGCUCAGAGCCUGGAAGUCCAGACAGACAAGCAGAGAUGCUGCAGAAUUUAACCCCUCCUCCAUCAUACGCCGCAACUAUAGCUUCCAAGCUGGCAAUUCACAACCCGAAUCUACCAGCGACUCUGCCCAUAACCCCCCAGAGCAUCCAACCUGUCAGGUACAACAGGAGAAGUAACCCAGAUUUGGAGAAAAGACGUAUCCACUACUGUGACUACCCAGGCUGCACAAAAGUUUAUACAAAGUCUUCUCACUUAAAGGCGCACCUGAGGACUCACACAGGAAAAGACAUCAAAAUGAAGAAAACUAAAGGUGUCAGUAUGUCACAGUUGUUUUUUUGUACCCCGAUCAAACUCCGCUUGCAGCUACAGAGGCCAUCCCUGUUCCUGGACCCGCGAGGAGCGGAGCUGGGGACGGUGUUGGUUGUGUGGGCACGGGAGCUGUGAAUGCUGAGGACAGUGGCUGGGAGGUGAAACUGCCCCAGAUGCUUUUUCCAAGUGUUCACCUGCUGAGGUAGAAGGGAGAAGGAGAGAGGGAGAGAAGGAAAAACACAUAGCUCACCACCAGCCCGCCUGAAGCUGUUAAGGACAGUUCUUUGCUGGGAUCUUGGUACAGAACCACUCAUGUUAAGUUGGUGAAAAGUACAUGACUGAUUUUGUAAAGAAAUUAAAUGAAAGGACUGUGACUCCUGUUUUCAGAAGUGAGUGUGAACCCUGGUUCUUUUAUGCAUGGGUUUAGAAUCAGAGCAAAACACGAGUCACAGUUCAAGCAACUUUGUUAUUGAAGCGGACUGUGCCAUUCAAGGAGUGAGUUUUCACCUAAGUUUAAAUCAAACCUUGUCUGGAGCUAUGGUCUAACAAAAUGUUUCAUUAUCUCUAUGGAAACAAGGACUUCUGUUCAGCAGCUAUUAUAAAUGGAUUGUUAGAUUGUUGUAAAGAAGUUGAGUAUGUCCAUGCUAAGUGUUACUAAGGAGAGUGCUUUCAGAAAUGAAAGUUACCUGUCUUGUACAGUAAAAAAUUAAAAGCAAGUGUAGAAAAUUAUUGUUUUGCAUUAGUGACAGGCCAAGCACCAACGCUGUUAAAAGUAUUAAUAUAUAAUCACUUGCUAGUAAUAAGUUUAGUAAGAAAGGAAUAUUUUAAUGAGGCUGUAAAUCUGAGUAGUGUCAGAGAGCAGAAUCCCAGUUUAAUAAAUAAUCUGUAAAUUUAAGUGUACAAUUUCCACUUGCGCACUUCAGCCAGGAACUAAAAUACCAGUUUUAAAUUUCUUGAUUGCUAUUAUAAAAUAACUAGGAAGAGAGAUAAAAGCAAAGCUUUAGUCUAAACAUUAACACUACAUAGUCAGCAUUUGAAAUGAAUGCUUUUCCCUUUUUUAAUCAAUUUCUGUCUUUUUCUGUGCCUUGAGAGGUAAAGACUUCAGGGUUAGUUCUUGUAUGCAUAGAAAUACAUACCUCAUGGCUAGCAUAUAUUGCUUAGGGUCACUAAUGUUUAUUGUUGCCUUCACUUUUUUACCUAGAAAUGUGGAUAAAAUGUGCAAAGGUCAGAGGAGCUGAUGUAUUCAUGGAAACAAGAAUGUUGUUUUAGAUAAAAAUCUAGUGAACUUAAGCAGGUCUGUAAUACAAAGGGUCUUCUGGGGAGGUGAAUGAAGGGAUAAACUGUCUAAAGCGUGCAUUACAUGCAAGAAUGUGAGUCCGUAUCCUGUUACCUGCAGUAUUUCAGAGUUUGGAUUAGUUUAACUCUCCUGAAUAUUCACUUCAUACUUGAAGAAUUCCAGCAGUGAUUCUGAUCUCUGCCUUAACAUACGAUUGAAGUGUAGUUCAAGAGCCAGAUCUCUGACUUAAUGUUUGAUUGAUGAAGGAAUGCCAAAGUAAAGGGGUGCAAACUCAGGGAAAUCUGUGAAGUUGCUCAGCCUUCCCCAAGACUGCAAGGGAACCUCGCUAUUGAUCUCCACAGGGAUCGAUGCCGAGGGCUAAAUUAGGGGAUGUGCCUCUGUGUAUCCCAUCCCCCCAGAACUGUGAAUUCAUACAGCACUAAUAAGUUUUGAUUUUUCGGUUUUAAAACAUUUUUAAAGGACUUUGUGAAGCUUUUACCUUCAAAGUGUAAAGCAAAUGUCACGUAAGCCGUUUUAAUAAAGUUGUGUGUGAUAUUCUUUCAAAUCCCUUCAGGGAUAGCAGACCUGUUUAUCUGGCUAAACCCGUUCUUUAGUAAUCAUGGACCACUGAAGUUGUUCUCUCCUUAUUCUUAGUUUCUUAACAAUACCUUUUAAAAUUGGCUGCAGUCUCUCUCUCAUCCCAACCAGUCCCCGCCCUUCUCAGCAAUCUGUCAUCUUAAAAUAAAAGAGCCUGCAGCAAAGUUUGUCUGCCAUUAAAAGUCAAGACAGACCUCAUGGUUUUCCUUUUGUAUUGGAAAAGCUCAGCCUUUUCACAGUAUUUAUUUAGCAGCCAUUCUCUUCUGAAAGGCUUUCCCUUUAGUAGAUGAUGUUUGAGAAACCUAAGGGAAAUGUUACUUUUGAUAGAUGGAAUGUAGGCUGUAGUAUAUUUUUUCUUAGUUCAGAUAUGAACAUACUGUCAGAUUUUAUAAAUUACAUCUGAAAAAAAAAAAAACUAUAGGGAACGGGCUGGAGGAACAUACCCCUAUCUUUUUAUUCUCAGGUGUUCCCAAGCUGUUUACCUUACACCAGGUCAGGUGGUAUAAAGUGAUAUAGUUUUGCUGAUUUAGUGUAGUUACACUGGACUCUUGGUGUUGAUCAGGAACCCAGUAUUCUCACUAAGAGCUGAGAUAGGGUUAUGUAUUUGUACUGGUUGCUGAAGCAGGCACGCAUUUUUCUUUCCCAACGUAAUGCUUUACCAUUUGUUCACAAUGAAAUAAAUUUCAGUUGGUAAACUGGCAACCCCAAAACAGAAUAUGAACAAAGGUUCAAGUGUUGAAAAAAUACAGAACAUUGUUUGUCCAUUUCCAUGCAGUUCUGGAGCAGAUGUGUGGUACGUUUUAGUACCUUAAAGCACAACAUAAAAAUAUCAUACCUGAAUUUGGUGUUAGUUACUUCUGAAACAGGUAAAAUGGUACUCAGUAUUUUAAAGUACCUAUUAGAACAGCUUUCAAAACGGGUGGAAUUUUUGGCCUUUUGAAGCAGAUAGUUUCUUUUAAAAUAACGUUGCCUGUUCGUCAUGGAACAAGUUUUGUUUCGUACCCAGCAUUGUGCAACUGCGGUAUCUAAUGUGUAAGGGGGUUGUGCAUUUAUCACGGGCUGCUCAGCAGCAAAGCCACCUGAAAGCUGGGGCAUAACAGCUGUAUGUCCAAACUGAAACAUGUGCCCAAUCUCCGGGAAAAGCAGUUAUUUGCAUAUUGCAGAUAAACUUCAUUCAAUUCUUCUGGCAUCUGAGUAUAUACACAUCUAUAUCACGUAAUCAUUUAGAAACAGCAGUCCUAUAACGUGUCCUUUUAGAUUUUUUUAUCUGUCUAACAUUUGGAUUGUGGAUGUUGACUGUUGGCUGUGCAGGCACCUGGAGUACCGUGCCUCUGUGCUACCUGUAAUGCUGCAGAACAGCUGGCUGCAGGGUCAGUGGGGAGGUUAAUUAUUUCUGUGAGCAGCUGCACACUUCAGAAUUGUGUAUGUUUUUAAGAGGAAAAUCUGUGAUUGUUUUGAACACAUCAAGGCACGCGCAUUGAGGACAUUUUCCAGCUGCAUACUGGUUUUCCGUAUACAGAGUCUUUGUACAGGCACGUUCUCUGGUCACAUGGUGGGUUUGCCAUUAAUAGUUUCUAGCAUUAACUGCAGAACUAUUUCAUCUCUAUCUAUAGAUCUAGCUUGUAUUUGGUGAUGGGAAGUGGAAGCCGAGAUAACUCAAGAGAAAUGGCAUUUCCCUAAUGAGAUGCACUCAAAAUACUUCCACUGUCCCUGGUUAUUUCAAAUGUUUAUAUGGGCAUGGAACAGCUGCUGACUUGUGCGGUUUGUCAAGGUGUUAAACGUUUUAUUUUAUUUUAGAUCUCUGCCUCAAUAGAUCCAGAAUUAGACCGAUGGUGCAUCAGGGUUAGAACCAGUUGUAAGCAGUAGACUUCAGCAGUCCCUGGGACUUGGCACUCUCAGUUCACCAUACCUGUAUAGGGACACUUGUUCAGGGUGGUGUCAUUUGCCCAGGAAUUCAGGAAGGGAAAAAAAAACUAUAGGGAACGGGCAGGCUGGUUUGGAAGGGAAGACAAGUAGUAGUUGGGCUCCUGCUGGAAGAAAAGUACAAAUGAAUUUAAAUCAUGCUGAGACUUUGGUGAGGGAUUUUGCUCAUGGUGUGCAAAUGAGGAGUGGAGGCCCCAAAAGACUCUGCCUUGCUCACGGUUGCAGCCAUAGCAAACCUUAUCCUGAAAUGGUGAACACAGCAAUUAAGUAAUACUUCUGUGCAGAUCCAGCUUCUUUGACCUGUUGAAUGGGUGAGUUGCAUAGAUUACACUUCAAGGAGCUGUCAGUAAAUGCCAUCAUUGAUAGAGACCAUAAGGAAAAAUGGAAGAGAGCUAAAGAAAACUGUUGACAAAGUGCAUUAAAGUGCAGUGUUGCUAGACACUGCUGAAGGGUAUGUUAGUAUCUUUUAUUUAUGAAUUCUGCUAAAUCCAUUAGUUGCCUGUGUGAGAAAUGGAAGUACAUUAUUUUCCUGUGCUAACCACAGUUUAAGGGAAAAUAAUGCACUUUUUUCAAACACUUCAUGAAUGAUCGCAGGCCUUGGGAAUAAUUGAUCUGGUUCUUUAUCUGAAGUCAUAAGCAGAAUGGAAAAUGUUUGAAUGUGUUGCUCAAAAGAGGUUGAAAUGGUAGCAGCAUGAACCUAAAUUUUUAUUUAAAUGUUACUGAUCAUUCUCACCGUUAUCCACGAUAACAUUUCUAUGAAGCAGGAAUUAAAUUCCGAGGUGUCAGGUGAGGGUAUUCCAAUUAGAUUUUAGAUACUGAAAAGAAAAGCCUAAUAUUUUCUUUUUGAUUAAAAGCCUAGAAAGUCCCUCUAAGCGUGACAGCUUAAAAAAACUGUUGUUUCUGUCAAUUGCUCCCUGAGAGGAUUAAACUUCAGUUCCAGGAUAUUUGAUUCUUGAUAAGGAAACUGUUGACCUAAGAGACCAGCUUUAAAUAUAGUUCAGUUUGAGACCGCCCUACAUAGGCUAAUAGUCCCAAGAUUCACAGCAAUUGCCAGUGAUUAAGACUUUCCAUUAUUUGAUCAGACAUUCCUUAUUGUAAUUAAUUUCUGAGACUUGACCGGAACGACUGACUCCUGGUUCCAGCCAGGGUAGUGUGUUGCUUGUUGUUUGUUAGAUGACCUGCACCUCCCAUUGGUGAAAGAUUAGAAACAUUUAAGUAAUGUCCUAGUUUAGUCUGAGUAUCUUGGUAGCAGCAUUCCUGUCCUGUCAGGCUGCAUUAUUUAUAUUCAGAGAUCUCUUAACAACUCUGAUUAAGGACAUAUUAAAACCUUAGAUUUUGACGAGUGUACAGUGCUUUGCUUUGAGCUAAAAUACCUUUCAUGUAUUGCCUCUUUUUUUCCUUUUGGUCUAUGUGUGCAUACAGUAGAUGGAAAUCUGGAAGUUUAGAGUAUGCAUUUAAUAAAUUCCAUUUUAAGAGCACCUCUUAUCUGACUGUACAAAAGCCAGUGUUAUUGGUGAGAGAGCUAAAGAGCAGUUCUUGUACCACAGGCAUAGUUGUGGAAAUGUGUUCUUCAGCACAGGAUGUGUAGACACAGCCGUGCACCCCAAAUGGGUUGGAUUUCUUAUAAACCUACUUAAAAAAAUUCCUUUCCUCUGUGUUUGCAUAUCUCCUUGAAGAGAGACCACCUCUGUUAAGACAGAAUGUUAUAACAGAAAGAAAAUAAACCAUUGCACAGGGCAGUCAAGAUUCCCCACUAAUCCUUGAACAGCAUAAGACAACACUUAGCAAAAUAAGUGUGCUUCAAGCACUGGUGGGAGUGCUGAGAAGGUAAUGCCUUCUGCACCUCUGUAGUCAGACAGUGAAUUCCUUUGGCUGUCCUCUUUGAUCACCAGUGAGUUAUCUUUUAUUCCUGUUCAUGCUUCAUUUAUCAGUGACCGGACUUUGUGCUGAGCUUAAAGCUCUCUGUUACAAAAUUCCUUAAAAUGCUGUUUCAUGGUGCAGUAGUAUUUAAUAGUACCCCUUCAGCCACUGCUAUAGCAGGCACAGACCUUAUUGCAUUUAGAAGUGUGCAGCCUAUGGUGCUCAUUCAUACCAUUUGUGGAUGGAUGUUUCAAGGACUGCGUUUGUUUUGUCACACACAGAAUAAGCUGGAUGUACCUGGCUUGCUAUCAGUCCUCUCAUCCAUCUCCAUCUUGGACAACUGAGAAUUUUAGUGCACUAAAGAUCUUUUAAACACCUGAGGGAUUACUUAUUUUGAAAACCCAGCUUUUUGUUCUUUCUCAAAAAAAAAAAAAACCAAGACCAAACCUAGAAGCUGCUUUUAAUGAUGACUACAGCACUUAGCACUUAGUCAAUAAGAGAAAGAAAAUCUGAUUUUAGGUAAAUGUUGGGAGCAAAAAACUUCUGAAUGCUUGCAGACAUACACCCCAGUAACCCGGUCAGAGUUUAAAACUAUGCUCCUGUUAGCUAGGGAAACACUAUUUCAAGCAAAUUAAAACAGAAAAAAACAUUUCAUUUGUUCUUAUUUUUUCUAAAAUUUGAGGCUAUAGCAUUUCAGGAAAUUAAGACAACUGAUGUAAACAUGUGAAAAAUUUGAAAACAAAUGCACCAGAAAUCUUUGAGACGACAUAAAUCUGUCUAAUAAUCUGUUUUAAAGCUGAACAUGAUAAAGGUUGUGCACAUAACUGGUGCAGUUUUUGUACAGAAACUUCUGUUUUGCCACAAUUUUAUCACACCUACCUGAAUAUUUUUUAAGGCCAACCACUUGCUGCUAGAAAUAGUUCCGUAAUAAGCACAAGUAAUAUUAAAAUGAUUGCAAGACUGGAGGUGGGGGGGGAUGUCUUUAUACUUUUAUACCCUUUUGAACUGUAAUCAGCUGUUGUGAUUUUGGAGUCUCUUAAAAGCAUACUAUUUGUUAUUCCUUAAGGAAGCUCCGAAUUCGCUGCUCUGACAGAAAUUUCUGAUAGGAAACAAGUGGAGUUGCAGGCAUUGGCUGGUGUAAUAUCUGUAUUUGGAUUUCUGCAUACCAAUAGAGUUACCUAACUUUAGGUUUGAAAAUCCAGCCCUUGCUGUUUACAACUUUUUUUUUAAAGAAAGCCGUCCUGGCAGUGAAUUGUAGAAAUAAAGUCAUACAACUCUUUGGUGAAAUAAGGAAGCUUAUUUUCUUGUUAAUGGAGAGACUCAUCAAUAACAGAGUCUGUCAGUGACUUGUGUUUUUCCAAACAAUUUUAAACAGAAACAUGUUCUUGAGCAGAGGCUGCGUGUUGAAGAUAGAGGGUGUCUCUCCCCCCCCCCACGGGUGGCACUGUGCCUUACCCAAAUGAGCACAGCCACGAGGGUCGCUGCCAGCGACUAGAAUUAAAUGUUAGGAAAGCCAUUGGUGCGUUUUGACACAAAUGAAUCCAAAGAUAAGUUAAAGGGAGAAGAGGCAACACAGUGUGUGUACUUUACUGGUCCAGACCACUCUCCUGUGGUAUUGAUAAGAAACCCGAACCAUGGGAUCUGCUGGGGGAGAUUUUAUCUGUUGAAGUGGCUGGCUAGUGUAGCACGUUGUAUGUGAAGAUCUAAAUGCCUUUUUGACCUCCUUGUUAUCUCACAGCAUUAUGAAUAAUUUUUUUUUAACAAAUAGACACUUUGGAAGCAAAAUAGUCUUCUUUCAGGUUAAACUCCCUUAUCUCUUGCUGCGUGCUUUCUUUGAAAAAUCUUCCAAUCUAAACAUUAGGGCUUAAAAUUUCUGUGCUCAAAUACAAGUCUCAUUCUCGUGCUCCACAAAUGUAUUUUUUUUAAACUGGAGAAUGGAUACAUAUUAAGAGCUCAAGAACUUAAAAAUAUAUUUUGUGAUGCAUAAGCCUAGCAAAAUAUUUUAAACCAUCGAUUCUGGAAGGAGGUUGUGCAGAAAUCCAAUUAAACUUAUGAAAUCCCUAUCCUGUUGAAGUAUAAUUUAAAGGAAAGCAGUUCUGUUUCCCAGAAGUGCUCUCUAUAAUACUUCUGGCUUGGGAAGAAAGGGUUGGAGUGUGCUAUUUGGCUGGAAAUCGGUACCAGCUUCCUCCAUGGUGUUUUAGUUGAACAGUGUUGACAUUCUAACAAAUCCCGUGGAAGCUCCCCUGAAGUGGAGGAGUUAGCUGUUUUCUUGCUUUUACAGUGAAAUAUCUGUUUGAUACCAUGAUCGUGUUCCAGUAACUGAACUGUACUGCCCUCGUGUUUGAUGACCAGUGGCAUUCUUGGUUGAAGACCCUAUAGAAGCCCUAAAUUGCUGGGCGAAAACCAAAUACUUCUAAAACUUUACAGCUACUGUAUUUCUCACAAUCAUGAAAGUAAACAAAUCUUACAUUACUAUGUAGCCAACGAAAACAGUGGAUAAAGAGUUCAGUGUCCCUUGUUGUGUAUACCUAAUUUUUUUAAAAGUAAGAAUUCAACCCAGAUUUCUCCAACCUUUAAAGUCAGCACAGCAAAGAAGUAGGAUCACUUCAGAAAAAUAUGUGAGACUCUUUUCCCCUUCCUUGAGAGAACUUAAAACCAAAUUCUUAUUUCUGCUAAAUGACAAAAAGCGUGUGUAUAGGUUGAGAGAGAGAAAACACUACCAGCUAGUUGUUCUUCUGCUUGCUUUAAAGGAGUGAAAAUUAAUCUCCACCUACUUCUUUUUACCCCUCUUCCUCCUUGCCCAAAAGGAAAACAUUUGAAAUUGAUUCAGUUCUUAAAUAAAACUUUCCAACGGAAACUAGCAUUACAAACAUAGAUAUUCAGUAUUUUACCCCUAGGAUUUAUUCAAAAUAAUCUGGGCCUCUACACUGGCACUAAAAAUAUAUUUUCCAGUUCUCACUGUUGGCCAAAGCAGGGGUUAAAAGCAGCGUUCUGGCUUUAAUUUCCAGUACAUAAAAGUAACACUAUUAAAACAAUCUGAGUAAGGCACCAGCUUGUUCCUGUGCUCAUCCCCUGAGCAGUGCUUGGUUUAGCUCAGGUCUGCAGCAGUCUGCCAGCAAGGAGGAGUGGUGCUGUUCUGCAUGGCACCGCCUGAGCUUGUCCCCGGAGCAGCGCUGGUGUCCAGGAUGAUUCGUGGCUGUGGCAGGCAGUGGUGUGACCAUGACAGUGUGGUGAGCUGCUAAACAGCGUCUCUAUAAAGUGGAGUGCCCUGGAGUUUGAUGGGGGUCCUGGCGUGGGACUCAGCAUUGCCUGGGAGGCUGUGGCAGCCAGCAGGGCGCAGGGAUCGCUGCUGCCCAGACUGCUGGCACACCGGCACUUCCUCUGCCAGGAGCCUUCACAACACCUGCUAACACUGCUCGCGUGUUAGGAAGGGUUUUAACAGGGCACAGCUUUUUUUGUUGCUGUUUGGGCUCCGACAGGGUCAGGUGUCACCUACACAGGACAGCUUUGAGGCUGCUUUUACAGUGCAGCACAGUCCGGCACUCAGUGAAAGUUGCGUGUAUUUCAUAGCUCCUCAGUGCCAGACUUGGAAACAGAUCUUAAUCUCUGGGUCCCCGUUCCAGUCUAGUCGGGCUAUUCCUAGGCUUUUGUUAACUAGUGCUGUUUUCCUGACCUUUUUACUUUCUCUGCCAUUCCUUGUAUAAUCCCGCAAAACACAAGAAGCAUUUGGAGCAGAUGGAGGCCUGACUGUAUAUGCUCUCCCUGGACAGCGAGGGUGUCAGGCUCACAGCACUGUGAGUUCAGCGUCAAGUAUAAUGUGGCAGCCUUGAGUGAAAACUUUUAAAGAAGAGUUUAAAGGAAACAGGGAGAAAAGGAGAAAGAAAGGAGGAAAAUAAAUAAAUACACUGUCUCUAAAUUAAGACAUUUCAAAUACAGGAGUAAUACUUCUGUGUAACCAUGUGCUUUAACACAGAGUGUUCAAAGAUCAUUUCCCUGGUGCUGUGCCUUUGGAUCAACAACACAGCUUUUUACAGCCUCCAUUGUUAACCCAAUUAAAAUACAUUGAGGAUCAUCUAUAAAGUGCAAAAGAUCCCUCACUGAAUAGGGACCUUUCCUGUCCUUCUACUGUGGAGAUCAAAUGUGUUCUCAGCUGGAUUCACUGGUGUUAAAAAAGCUUUACAUACUGUGUUUGAAUGAAAUUUGUAUUUUAGCCUACAGUAUUGUUGCAUGGAGCAAAAAAGAACCCGAUAUGAUAGAUCAUUCCCAUCUUCAAUCAGCUGCAGAAUUUACUCUGAGUAAAUUCAGCUGUGACAGAAAUCUGUGAUGAUUUCUGUUCUAAUUUGUGGUCCACCAAAUAAUUACAAGCUCUGUGAGAGGUGAUGCCAGGCUCUUGUCUUUCCUAAGGAAUGUUAUAUUUCCACCAUGACUUCAAUAAAUCCCAGUUGCUGUUGAUG